AUGCCCCGCACAAGUAGAAGACCGCGUACCAACGCGACUUCAGCAUGUAGAGGCUGCCAAAAGAAUCGAAAAAGAUGCGAAAAGAAUCCUGGAGAGAAAACAUGCACGAACUGUGAAAAGCACGAUCUGGUCUGUGAUUUUACCCCAGGUAGAAAGCGCGGACCAAAACCUAAAUCAAUUGACAGUUCAUUGCAUGCAGAUCAACUUGGAACAUUCCAACUUCAUAACUUUAAUACUGUUCCUCUCUACUCCAUUUCUAAUUCUCAUGGAGAACUAUACUCACCGGAGUUUUGUCAUAUUAAUAUUUCUCAAGGAACCAUCCCUUCUCAAACAUAUGUUAACGAUAAUUAUAACAUUAUGCAUUCCACUUAUCUUUUUCAAUAUGAUUCUAAUAAUAUGUUACCUUCUUUUUAUAAUGAUCCUUUUUCUAAUAAUUUAGAUAACUUCUCAUCUUCUCAACCUAAUUUCUAUAGUAACCAUCACGCAUUAGCCAAUGAUUUAGAAAAUAGUUCCUACGAACAGUCUCCACCUGAAUUCUAUAAAUUUAAUAAUUCUCAAGGAAUUGCUUCUUCUAACGCAUAUAACAUCGUGACAUCAAUCGAUGCUUCUCAAAAUACUACAUCUAUUAAUUUUAACAACCCGUUACUCUCUUUUAACAAUAACUCUUUUUCUGGUAAUUAA
Acaulospora morrowiae is the source of this 681-nucleotide messenger RNA. Lineage: Eukaryota; Fungi; Glomeromycota; Glomeromycetes; Diversisporales; Acaulosporaceae. The record is from the annotation of a GenBank genome assembly.